CACAGACAUUCAGUGUAUUAAAUCAGAAGCGUAUAAAAGAGAUCAUUUUAUUCCUUUGUUAUUCAGUAAGUUGUGAGCUUUCUGGUAAACUACAUUUAUCCCACGAAAAUGAAAGUAUUCGCUAUUGUUCUCGCUGUUUGCUUCGUUGGUGCUCUUGCUGAGCUCAACGAUGAACAAAAAGCUAAGCUCAAGGAAUUCAAAACACACUGUGUCACUGAAACCGGCGUUGAUGAAUCUUUCAUUGAAAAGGCGAAGAACGGUGAAUGGAUGAUGGAUGACAUGAAACUUCGAUGUUUCAUGAAAUGCAUGAUGAUGAAAAUCAAAGUCAUGAAAGAAGAUGGAACUUUGGACGAAGAAAUCACCAAAAAGAAGAUGGCCAAUGACUUGCCGGCUGACAAAAUUGACGAAGUCAUGAUGAAGUGCAAAGACAUGAAGGGAGCCGAUGCAUGUGAAACAGCUAUGAUGAUGAUGAAGUGCUACGCAGAACAGAAAGCUUUCGUUUCACUUACGCACUAAAACAAUUUUAAGUUUUCUUCCAAUAUUCAAUCUAAUUUUAUGUCUGGUGAUUUAUUAUAGAGAAUUUAAACAACUUAAUUUUAAUUUAUUCUCAUGGAAUAUUGAUUAAUAAUAAAUAAAGAAAUACUUCUGCAUUA
Molecule: messenger RNA, 653 nt
Organism: Cotesia glomerata
Lineage: Eukaryota; Metazoa; Arthropoda; Insecta; Hymenoptera; Braconidae
Product: general odorant-binding protein 56d-like
Exons: 5
Coding region: 109-516 (135 amino acids)
Biological process (GO): sensory perception of smell
Molecular function (GO): odorant binding
Source: RefSeq, a predicted model, not a curated record